AUGCCUCUCCCGGACUCAGAUACUGAAGUUAGAGCGUCCAGCGAAGCCGCGGAAACCUUUAUAAACCACUAUUACCAAGCCAUAAAUAAUCGAUCGACACUCCUUCCCUUCUAUAUCAACUCCUCGUCACGUUACUCUAUCGCAGCCGACAUCUCCAUCAACGGUUCUGUUGUUGCGACACCUGCAGACUACUCCACGUUAUUAGAGGCACAAGGCCAAGGCGUGCGCUAUGAGAUAGAAUCUCUGGAUGCCCACGUCAUUAACCCAUCAUCUCAGUAUGGGGCGCCCGAUAACAUUCACGAUAACAACAAGGUCGAGAAGAACGGGGGCCGAAUGAGCAUCGUGGUUACGACCAUGGGCAGGGUGCAGUUCGGCAAGGGACGGGAAGCACCACAAAAGAUGUUCAACGAGACCUUUGUCCUUGUACCUAACUGGGACGCGAUGGCGAGAAAUCCCCCUCGGGGGAUCAAGCGCUGGCUUAUCAUGUCGCAAAAUUUCCGUGCAUUAUGA
Molecule: messenger RNA, 510 nt
Organism: Pochonia chlamydosporia 170
Lineage: Eukaryota; Fungi; Ascomycota; Sordariomycetes; Hypocreales; Clavicipitaceae
Product: nuclear transport factor 2, Eukaryote
Exons: 2
Coding region: 1-510 (169 amino acids)
Biological process (GO): protein import into nucleus
Cellular component (GO): nuclear pore central transport channel
Source: RefSeq, a predicted model, not a curated record